AUGGAAAGCGGUGGACGACACCCUCAGCUCUACUUUUUAGACGGCGACGUUGUCCUCGGCGCACCCCUCCUUUGUUCCCUAGACGGGAAAGUAGACCAAUACCAACUCUAUCGCGUGCAUAAGGCAUAUCUCGGGCACCACUCCGUGUUCUUCGCCAAUCUAUUCGCGGACGGGAGCGCGGGCCUAGGGCCAAAGUACGACGGCCAGCCUCUCGUUGAGGUGCUUGACAAGGCCGAAAAUUUCUCCCGCCUCCUCACCUACCUAUACAACCCUUUCGGGCCUCUGUUCAAACACUGGAGCCCUGACGCCCCUAUGUCGCUUACCCCUAUCAUCCGCCUCGCCGACAAAUAUCUCAUCGAGAGCCUUCGGACGGCCCUCAUCGAGCAGGUCACCUCCGACUGGCCAUGCACGCUCGCCGCCUGGGACGCAAGUGAAGGCGAGGCCAACGCAAUACGAGACACCUACAAGCGGAGCGUCGUAUCCAAUUCGCACGCGACACGCUUCGCCGACCAGAUCCCCGAGCCCGCCUCAGCCAUCGUCUUCGCGCGGGAGUUCGCGUGCCCCGAAAUCCUCCCCGCCGUCUUCUACCAGCUGUGCCGUAUCGGCAUCAAGGAGGAGUUUGAGCACAGGGAGAAUUACUACCCCACCCGCAGCGGACGGCUCGCGUGCUGGGCGCUGCUGGGCCGCGAGGACCUCACGCGCUACCUCCACGGAUGCGAUGCGCUCGAGACGUACUGCAAGGAAUUGCGGAGGAAGUUCGCAGAGGGGGACUCGGUGGCCGAAGGCUGCGUCCCGAUGUGGGCGCGCCCCGAACUGGGGCCGACGCGCGAGGACGAGAAGGACCGGACGGGCUGGCCGUGCUACGCGUUCGCGGAGCGCAUUCUGCAGCUUGCGUGGCCCGAAGACGGGGAGCGCGAGCCUCUUGAGGGGCUGCUCAAGCUGCUCGAGUACGAGAGGCUGCCGGAUGUUAGGAAGGACCGCCCGCGUGGGUUUUGUGAGGACUGUGAUUGGGGAUUUCACGGGUGGCUCAGGGCGGAGCGGCAGAUGCUUUGGGAUAGGCUCCCGGAGCUGUUUCAACUAUCAUGAUUGCAAGCUCCACGGACUCCGAGAUCAUUACAGAGUGCACGUACUACAUCG
Molecule: messenger RNA, 1137 nt
Organism: Trametes versicolor FP-101664 SS1
Lineage: Eukaryota; Fungi; Basidiomycota; Agaricomycetes; Polyporales; Polyporaceae
Exons: 3
Coding region: 1-1086 (361 amino acids)
Molecular function (GO): protein binding
Source: RefSeq, a predicted model, not a curated record